AGUCACAUAAGCGAGACUAAUGCAGAACAUUUUCUCUCAAUUUGGAGCUGUCAUUUUCUACAACGUGCACCGAUUCAUUUGUCACAGCGACGUAAAAAAACGAGUGAAGCAAUUAUUCAAAACCAAAUCGUAUUUCAAGGUAAACUUCACGAUUUAAUCGAAGCCAAGAAUCACUUUUCGUUUGCACCAUGUUGUGGAAGAAGGAGUCAAGCCAAAAAGAUGCACUGUACGUCGAUUUCUUUCUUCUAAAGGGCCAUGCAGCGUUGAAUCGUUUUUACUCUGCGAUUGAAUCGCAUUACGAGGACUCAACGUGUGAGAAAAGUGACGAAAAAUCGGAGAAAAAACGAAAUGAAGGGAAUAAAUUGUUUCAAGAGCGUGAAUGGGCCGCAGCAAUGGAAAAGUACAACGAAAGCCUUUCUUACGCUAAGCACGGAUCGAAAAAUAUCAGUUUAGCGUUUGCAAAUCGGUCCGCUUGCUUUUUCAACAUGAAACGAUACAACGAAUGUCUCAUUGACAUCGGACUGGCCGUAGAAGCCGGCUAUCCGGAAGAUUUGAUGCCUAAGCUGGAUAAACGUAGAGCGGAUAGUUUGAAACGUAUAGAAUCCGGUGCACAACUAAUCGAUGACUUUGGCUUGAAAAUGGAUUUUGCGGCCGAUGAAAAGUUUCCGUGCAUGGCCAAUGUUUUGAACAUCAAACAAGGCGGCGAUGGUGAUUUUUCAGUUUUCGCCAAAACAGACAUCGAUGUGGGCCAAACGAUCGCUGUCGAAAAGGCAUUCACAACCUGUUUGUACACGCGGUUUGGAUGGAGAUGCAAUCUUUGUUUGAAACAAAACACAAAUCUGAUAGCGUGCGACAAAUGCACCGUUGCCAUGUUUUGUCACGAUGGAUGCCAGAGCAGCCCGUUGCAUGGCUAUGAAUGCGGUUUGAAAUUUGCCGGUCAUAAUCAAAUGUUGGGUGCCCUGAUGAAUGAAAUUCGGACCAUAAUCAAAGUGGUCAACAUGUUCGCCAACAUCGAUGAGCUCAUGGAUUUCGUUGAACAAGCUAUCACAACCGAUCCGAAUGAAUUGCCACACGCAUUGCUCGAUGAGAAAUCAAAGUAUCGAGCAUUUCUGAAGCUUCCGUAUCUUCAAUCAUGUGCGCAACAAGAUGAAUUCAUCCCCAUUGUUUUCUGCAUUUACAAAACACUCAUCGGAAUGCCGAAAAUUAAUGCCUUGUUCAAGCUACAAAAACACAGCCGAUUUCUGAUGCAUCUCAUUGCACACCAUAAUCAAGUCGCCAACAAUAAUUCGAUACGCAUCAGAUCAUCGAUUCAACUCAACGAACGCAGAGAAAUGUGCUGCCAUGCUGGCUUGAUUAAGCAUUUCUUCAAACAUUCGUGCGCGCCCAAUGUUUUAUGGACUGAUCGUGAUGGACAUUCGGUCAUUAUUACGAUUCGCCCGGUUAGCAAAGGACAAGAGCUGACAAUGUUCUAUUUUGAUAUUCUGAUGGAACCAAAAUUGAAUCGGCAAAAAAUCCUAUGGGAAAACAAGCAGUUUGUUUGCAAUUGCACACGGUGUGACGGUAACACCGCUUCACGGACGCAACGCAAACGCAUCACGUCAGACUCGAAUUAUCAGAAAAUUGUGUCCAAAAGUGGACGCGAUGAUUCACAAACAAUGAUGGACAAAUGCGAAAUGUUUUUGAGGACGUACAAUCAAAUCCCCUGGUGUGAUGAAAUCGGAAGGGUGGUUUGUGCCUACAUAAGUAUCAUACGCACCCGGCUAAUCGGAUCGGUGACAUCGGACACAAUUUUCCAGAAUUAUCUAUUGAACAAAACGACCGAAGCAUUCAUUGCUUUUCUACGUACAUACGACAAUAAUUCAUGGCAAAAGGAAAUCGCAAUCCAAAUAAAUACGCAUAUGGAUCACCUACGGAAGAGAUCAACUGGAUGUAGUCUCUACACAAUGCCAUCAAUGAUGGCCAAAUAGCCAUUCGAAUGAAUAAGUCUGGUCAAUCUAUUCAUCCUAUUUGCGAAAACGUAUGUUCAAUAUUUAAAAUCAUACCAUUUAUUUUAUAUCAAAUUAAUAGUAUCAAUGCAUUCAUAAUAUUUUUUAAGCGAUUUACGAAAUGAAUUACUUUAUUAAUAAAGAAAUAACACGUAUCAAA
Sitodiplosis mosellana (orange wheat blossom midge) is the source of this 2145-nucleotide messenger RNA. RefSeq names its product SET and MYND domain-containing protein 4-like. The coding region runs from base 189 to 1967 and encodes 592 amino acids. NCBI's taxonomy places the organism in Eukaryota, Metazoa, Arthropoda, Insecta, Diptera, Cecidomyiidae. Gene Ontology annotation, molecular function: protein binding. The record is from RefSeq and is a predicted model, not a curated record. The transcript has 3 exons.